GCGCGGGCGGCGGGGCGCUCUGGGCGGCCGCUCCGCUCUCUAUGGUGCGAUGGGAGGAGCGGCGGGGCACGGCGGGCGGCUCCGGCCCGGCGGUCCUGGCGCCUUCGGCGAGCACCAUGUCGCCUCCGAAAGAAAAUGUCAGCUUACUGUUCAAGCUGUACUGCCUCACAGUGAUGACCCUGGUGGCUGCCACGUACACGGUUGCAUUGCGGUACACGAGGACAGUGGAGACAGAACUCUACUUUUCAACGACGGCUGUGUGCAUCACUGAAGUUAUCAAGUUGUUCUUGAGUGUGGGCAUCUUGGCUAAAGAAACUGGAAGUCUGGCAAGGUUAAUAACAUCUUUAAAAGAAAAUGUAUUUGGAAGUCCUACAGAAUUGCUAAAAUUAAGUGUUCCAUCUUUGGUGUAUGCUCUCCAAAACAAUAUGGCAUUUGUGGCUCUUAGCAACUUGGAUGCAGCAGUCUACCAGGUGACAUACCAGUUGAAGAUCCCUUGUACAGCUUUAUGUACAGUCCUGAUGCUGAACCGUACCCUCAGUAAGUUGCAGUGGUUCUCUGUGUUCAUGCUGUGCGGUGGUGUUACCCUUGUUCAGUGGAAGCCUGCUCAGGCUACAAAAGUACAGGUGGAGCAGAAUCCAUGGCUAGGGUUCGGAGCGAUUGCUGUGGCUGUAUUGUGUUCAGGAUUUGCAGGAGUUUAUUUUGAGAAGGUCUUAAAGAGUUCAGAUACUUCCUUGUGGGUGAGGAACAUUCAGCUAUACUUAUCUGGGAUUGUGGUAACUUUAGUCGGUGUGUACAUGUCAGAUGGAGCCCAAGUUAUGGAGAAAGGAUUUUUCUAUGGCUAUACAUACUACGUCUGGUUUGUCAUCUUUCUUGCCAGUGUAGGUGGCAUCUACACUUCGGUGGUGGUUAAGUACACAGAUAACAUUAUGAAAGGCUUUUCUGCAGCAGCAGCCAUUGUUCUCUCUACUGUGGCAUCAGUCAUCCUCUUUGGCCUCCAGAUAACUGCUACCUUCUCCCUGGGUGCUCUCCUGGUGUGUAUUUCUAUUUACCUCCAUGGAUUACCUCGACAAGACACCACAAAAAUCCAGACCUCAGAGAUUAAGAGCUCAAAAGAAAGACUUGCUACUGUGUGACAUUGUCCAUAAAAAUGGACAAAAGAAAAAACAGACUUUAAAAAAACCUUGACUUUUUUUAAAAAUUAGCCUUAAGCUAGUCAUGAAAUGGUUUAAGUGGGACACACUAAAAGCAGAAGUUUUAUAUGAAGUUUCCAGUGGUUGACGCUGAGGCUACACUGCACCUGAGGAGCUACCUGGGUGUUUUAUGGAAGGUAUUCUUCAUUCACAUCAACAAUGAAGAGUCUCACUUACAAGGAAAACUCAAUGAAGGAGCUGAUCACUCAAUUGUAUAUAAUGUUUAUAAUGGAGGCAAAUUGGUUCUUUGUGCAUUUGAUAAACUGUCUUGCCCUUCGAGGGCAGAAAUGCCUGAAAGCUUCAUAAAAAAAACUAUUAAAAAGAGCAAUUACUGCCAGCAUUUUCUCUUAAAAUACUUGGCAACUGUAGUUUGAUUCAUGACAGGAAAAGUUUUUCUUCUAGGUGAUAGGUACGAGACAACACAACUCUACUGGGAAUAACCAUGCUGUGAGAUCACUUACCUAGGAGUGAUUAGAGGUAGCACGUGCUGUAUGGUUUAUAAAGUCAGAAUGAAAGACA
Molecule: messenger RNA, 1709 nt
Organism: Neopelma chrysocephalum (saffron-crested tyrant-manakin)
Lineage: Eukaryota; Metazoa; Chordata; Aves; Passeriformes; Pipridae
Gene: SLC35A1
Product: solute carrier family 35 member A1
Exons: 8
Coding region: 42-1133 (363 amino acids)
Biological process (GO): pyrimidine nucleotide-sugar transmembrane transport
Cellular component (GO): Golgi membrane
Molecular function (GO): pyrimidine nucleotide-sugar transmembrane transporter activity
Source: RefSeq, a predicted model, not a curated record